Molecule: messenger RNA, 393 nt
Organism: Danaus chrysippus (African queen)
Lineage: Eukaryota; Metazoa; Arthropoda; Insecta; Lepidoptera; Nymphalidae
Source: the annotation of a GenBank genome assembly
AUGCUUGGGCGAAAGCAAAGUCUGAAAGGAGAACCAGUACUUGCCGACUAUGGCCCAGAAGAAUCAUUAAAUGAGAGCGCCGAUAUUGAAUGGGUGAAUAAGCUAUGGGUCCGAAGAAUUUUACGUUUCUGUGCUCUACUUAGUUUGAUGUCGGUUUCAUUUAAUACACCGAAAUCUUUUGAAAAAUAUCCCUACCUUCAGACUGUAACUUUUGCUGUGGAUUGCUGUGUCACUCUUUUAUUUACUGCUGAAAUGAUUGCCAAAAUGCAUAUAAGAGGAAUUCUGAAGGGAGAUGUGGGCUUACUUGAAAAGACCACUGGUGCCAAUUUGAUGCUUCCAUGUCUAGGAUUAACCAAAUAUUCAAGAGGUCCAGUCAACAGAUCUACAAUGUAA